AUGGGUCUCAUAGAGAAGGAUCAAAUUCCUCGUGGUUUCCCCACCAUUGAUAUGGGCCCGCAGUUAAAGGUGGUUGAACGCACUCGAACAGCCACGAUGUUAUGUGCAGCCAGUGGCAAUCCUGAUCCUGAAAUAACUUGGUUCAAAGAUUUUUUACCUGUGGACACAAGCAACAACAAUGGGCGCAUCAAACAAUUGCGAUCAGAAUCUAUUGGUGGUACACCAAUAAGAGGUGCCCUCCAAAUCGAACUGAGUGAAGAAUCUGACCAAGGCAAAUAUGAGUGUGUUGCAACCAACAGUGCGGGUACCCGCUAUUCUGCCCCUGCCAAUCUAUAUGUCAGAGAGCUGCGAGAAGUUCGUCGAGUCCCACCGAGGUUCUCAAUCCCACCCACCAACCACGAGAUCAUGCCAGGAGGGAGUGUUAAUAUCACUUGUGUUGCUGUCGGGUCACCAAUGCCCUAUGUAAAAUGGAUGCUGGGGGCUGAAGAUCUGACCCCUGAAGAUGAUAUGCCAAUAGGAAGGAAUGUUUUGGAGCUGAAUGAUGUCAGGCAGUCUGCCAACUACACCUGUGUGGCCAUGUCCACUCUUGGUGUUAUAGAAGCAAUAGCACAGAUAACUGUCAAAGCCUUACCUAAACCUCCAGGAACUCCCGUUGUGACAGAAAGCACAGCAACAAGCAUCACUUUGACUUGGGAUUCUGGAAACCCUGAGCCAGUGUCUUACUACAUUAUCCAGCAUAAACCUAAAAGCUCUGAGGAACCUUAUAAGGAAAUCGACGGAGUGGCCACUACACGAUACAGCGUUGCUGGUUUAAGCCCAUAUUCUGAAUAUGAGUUCAGAGUAGUUGCUGUCAAUAACAUUGGACGUGGUCCACCCAGUGAACCUGUUUCAACGCGGACCUCAGAGCAAGCACCAUCUAGUGCGCCACGUAAUGUACAGGCUCGUAUGUUGAGCUCAACCACCAUUUUGGUGCAAUGGGAAGAACCGGAAGAACCAAAUGGUCAAAUACAAGGUUACAGAGUUUAUUAUACCAUGGACCCUUCCCAACAUGUCAAUAGUUGGUUGAAGCACAAUGUGGCUGACAGCCAUAUCACCACCAUUGGGAAUCUAAUACCACAGAAAACCUAUUCUGUAAAAGUUCUUGCUUUUACCUCAGUUGGGGAUGGACCUCUUUCUAGUGAUAUUCAAGUCAUCACUCAGACAGGAGUACCUGGACAGCCAUUGAACUUCAAAGCAGAACCCGAAUCUGAAACAAGCAUAUUACUUUCUUGGACCCCUCCACGGUCUGACACAAUCUCCAAUUAUGAUCUCGUUUACAAAGAUGGAGAACAUGGAGAAGAGCAGAGAAUUUCUAUUGAACCAGCAACAUCUUACCAUUUACAAGGCCUGAAACCAAAUAGUUUGUAUUACUUCCGUCUCUCUGCGCGCUCUCCGCAGGGCCUUGGUGCUUCAACUGCAGAAAUUUCAGCAAGAACAAUGCAGUCAAAGCCAUCAGCUCCUCCUCAAGACAUUAGUUGCAACAGCCCCAGCUCCACUAGCAUUUUGGUAAGUUGGCAUCCUCCUCCAGUGGAAAAACAGAAUGGAAUUAUCACUUCCUACUCCAUCAAGUACACUGGAAUUGAUGGGGAAGAUGACAAGCCCCAUGACAUUUUGGGAAUUGCUCCGGAUACUACACAGUACCUUUUGGAACAGUUGGAAAAAUGGACUGAAUAUCGGAUUUCUGUGACAGCCCACACUGAUGUCGGACCUGGCCCAGAGAGUGAAUCUGUAUUGAUUCGGACAGAUGAAGAUGUUCCUAGUGGUCCUCCUCGCAAAGUCGAGGUAGAGGCUGUCAACUCUACAUCUGUUAAAGUGUCAUGGCGUUCCCCAGUGCCCAAUAAGCAGCAUGGUCAAAUCCGAGGAUACCAGGUGCAUUAUGUGAAGAUGGAAAAUGGAGAGCCUAGGGGCCAGCCCAUGCUGAAGGAUAUCAUGUUGGCUGAUGCACAGUGGGAAUAUGAUGAUACUACUGAACAUGAAAUGAUUAUUUCUGGACUACAGCCUGAAACAACGUAUUCCCUAACUGUGACAGCCUAUACAACUAAAGGAGACGGCGCACGCAGCAAGCCAAGACUAGUGUCUACCACUGGCGCAGUUCCAGGAAAACCUCGCCUUGUGAUUAGCCAUACACAAAUGAGUACGGCUCUCAUUCAGUGGCAUCCCCCUGCUGACACAUAUGGCCCCCUGCAGGGAUACCGCCUGAGUUUUGGCCGAAAAGACAUGGAGACAUUUAAAAUGAGGGAAUUUACUGAAAAGGAUGACCACUACACAGCCACAGAUAUCCAUAAAGGGACUUCCUACGUCUUCAGGCUUGCAGCUAGAAAUAAAGUGGGCUUUGGGGAGGAAAUAGUCAAAGAAAUUUCAAUUCCGGAAGAUCUACCAAGUGGAUUCCCUCAGAACCUACAUACGGAAAGUGCCACUUCAUCAUCGGUCCUGUUAACUUGGCAGCCACCCAUUUUAUCAGAGAGAAAUGGAAAUAUCACUAAAUAUACCCUGCUAUACAGGGACAUCAAUGUGGCACACCACCCAUAUGAUGUAAAAAUCCGUGCAUACACAAGCAAAGGGCCUGGUCCAUAUAGUCCAAGUGUCCAGUUCAGGACACUACCUGUGGAUCAAGCAGUGUUUGCAAAAAAUUUUCAUGUCAAAGCUGUAAUGAAGACAUCAGUAUUGCUCUCUUGGGAGAUACCAGAGAAUUAUAACUCUGCCAUGCCAUUCAAAAUCCUAUACGAUGAUGGGAAAAUGGCAGUUGAGGUGGAUGGCCGAGCCACUCAGAAACUGAUCACCAACCUGAAGCCUGAAACAUCGUAUUCAUUUGUCCUAACCAACAGAGGGAAUAGCGCUGGAGGUCUUCAGCACAGGGUGACAGCAAAGACAGCACCAGAUGUACUGCGAACCCAACCACUCUUUAUCGAUAAGACCAAUGUUGAUGGCAUGGUAACCGUGAAACUACCAGAAGUACCUGCUAAUAAAACUAUAAAAGGUUACUAUAUCGUAAUUGUGCCUUUGAAGAAGUCUCAUGGGAAAUUUAUCAACCCAUGGGAGAGCCCAGAUGAAAUGGAAUUAGAUGAGCUACUUAAGGAAAUAGCACGGAAACGCAGAAGCAUUCGUUUGGGGAGAGAAGCAGAUUUAAAGCCAUAUAUUGCAGCACACUUUGAAGUACUUCCUACUGAGUUCACCCUGGGGGAUAAGAAACAGUAUGGUGGCUUUGAGAACAAGCAACUCCAAAACGGCCAAGAAUAUGUUGUCUUUAUUUUAGCUGUUAUGGAACAUUCAGAAUCUACUAUGUAUGCAACCAGCCCAUAUUCGGAAACUGUUGUGUCAGUGGAUCUUAAUCCCCAGCCAAUCACAGAUGAAGAAGAAGGCUUGAUCUGGGUUGUAGGACCAGUUCUAGCAGUUGUGUUUAUCAUCUGUAUUGUUAUAGCUAUCCUGCUUUAUAAAAGUAGUAAACCUGACAGGAAAAGGGCAGAGACAGACUCUAGAAAGAGCAGCAUACCCAACAGCAAGGAAAUUCCUUCCCAUCAUCCCACAGACCCAGUAGAGCUGCGACGCCUUAAUUUUCAGACACCAGGUAUGGCUAGCCAUCCACCAAUACCUAUUUUGGAACUUGCAGAUCAUAUUGAAAGGCUGAAAGCUAAUGACAAUUUGAAGUUUUCCCAAGAAUAUGAGUCAAUUGACCCAGGCCAGCAAUUCACAUGGGAGCACUCUAACCUGGAAGUAAAUAAACCAAAGAAUAGAUAUGCGAAUGUUAUAGCUUAUGACCAUUCUCGAGUUCUCCUGUCGGCUAUAGAAGGCAUACCAGGCAGUGAUUAUAUCAACGCUAACUAUAUAGAUGGUUAUAGAAAGCAGAAUGCCUAUAUUGCAACCCAAGGAGCCCUCCCUGAAACUUUUGGAGACUUCUGGAGAAUGAUGUGGGAACAAAGGGGUGCAACUGUUGUUAUGAUGACCAAAUUGGAAGAAAGAUCCAGGGUUAAGUGUGAUCAGUAUUGGCCUAGCAGAGGAACAGAAACCUAUGGAUUGAUCCAGGUUACUUUGCUGGACACCGUAGAAUUAGCAACAUAUUGCGUUCGAACAUUUGCACUUUAUAAGAAUGGGUCGAGUGAGAAGAGAGAAGUAAGGCAGUUCCAGUUCACUGCCUGGCCUGACCAUGGAGUUCCAGAACACCCUACACCAUUCCUAGCUUUCUUAAGACGAGUCAAAACCUGUAAUCCUCCUGAUGCUGGACCAAUGGUUGUUCACUGCAGUGCUGGAGUUGGCAGGACCGGCUGUUUCAUUGUAAUAGAUGCCAUGCUAGAGAGAAUAAAGCAUGAAAAGACUGUAGAUAUUUAUGGCCACGUAACUCUAAUGCGAGCCCAGAGGAAUUACAUGGUUCAAACAGAGGACCAAUACAUCUUCAUCCAUGAUGCACUGCUUGAAGCAGUGACAUGUGGAAAUACCGAAGUGCCAGCCCGAAACCUGUAUGCAUAUAUUCAGAAGCUGACACAGAUAGAAGCAGGAGAGAAUGUUACAGGAAUGGAACUGGAAUUUAAGCGGCUAGCCAGCUCUAAAGCUCACACGUCAAGAUUCAUCAGUGCCAAUCUUCCAUGUAAUAAAUUUAAAAAUCGCCUUGUUAAUAUUAUGCCAUAUGAAUCCACAAGGAUAUGCUUGCAGCCUAUCCGAGGGGUAGAAGGUUCCGAUUAUAUCAAUGCCAGUUUUAUCGAUGGAUACAGGCAACAAAAAGCCUAUAUAGCUACACAGGGACCUUUGGCAGAAACAACAGAAGAUUUCUGGAGGAUGCUUUGGGAACACAAUUCAACCAUCGUAGUCAUGCUUACUAAGCUACGAGAAAUGGGCAGAGAAAAAUGCCACCAGUACUGGCCAGCAGAGCGCUCAGCAAGGUAUCAGUACUUUGUAGUGGAUCCCAUGGCAGAGUACAACAUGCCACAAUACAUCCUAAGAGAAUUCAAGGUCACAGAUGCCAGGGAUGGCCAGUCCCGAACAGUGAGGCAAUUCCAGUUCACCGACUGGCCUGAACAAGGAGUGCCAAAGUCAGGAGAAGGGUUCAUUGAUUUCAUAGGCCAAGUUCAUAAAACGAAAGAGCAGUUUGGGCAAGAUGGGCCAAUCUCUGUUCACUGUAGUGCGGGUGUUGGAAGAACUGGCGUGUUCAUAACCUUGAGCAUCGUGUUGGAAAGAAUGAGAUAUGAAGGUGUUGUAGAUAUCUUCCAGACAGUCAAAAUGUUAAGGACACAACGGCCAGCCAUGGUACAGACGGAGGAUCAAUACCAGUUCUGCUAUCGAGCCGCACUAGAAUACCUGGGCAGCUUUGAUCACUAUGCAACGUAAACAAAACAAAGAAAAAACCCUGACCCAUCCUGGAUUUUUAACUGCA
This is a messenger RNA of Gekko japonicus, 5401 nucleotides long. RefSeq names its product protein tyrosine phosphatase, receptor type D (gene PTPRD). The transcript is spliced from 35 exons. Gene Ontology annotation, biological process: protein dephosphorylation. Lineage: Eukaryota; Metazoa; Chordata; Lepidosauria; Squamata; Gekkonidae. Gene Ontology annotation, molecular function: protein tyrosine phosphatase activity; protein binding. Bases 1 to 5355 code for a protein of 1784 amino acids. The record is from RefSeq and is a predicted model, not a curated record.